Oncorhynchus gorbuscha (pink salmon) is the source of this 1027-nucleotide messenger RNA. RefSeq lists its product as uncharacterized. NCBI's taxonomy places the organism in Eukaryota, Metazoa, Chordata, Actinopteri, Salmoniformes, Salmonidae. The record is from RefSeq and is a predicted model, not a curated record. The transcript has 4 exons. Bases 175 to 870 code for a protein of 231 amino acids.
CUUCCUUUUUCAUCCCUGGAGGGACACAGUCUGUCGUGUGUUUUGCUCAAACAUCCCAGUCAUAUGAUGUGGCAGGUUGAUUGAGUUUGGCAUCUGAGUUUGGGAUUUGUGUCGUGAAUCUAUAGUUGCCAACAUAUAUAACACAUAUCAGUGGUUGGCCAUUGUGAGGACAACAUGCUUGUGGUAUUUGGACUCCUGAUGAUGUUAACUGGACUCUCUAAUGGCACGGAGGAGAAAUCCUGUGAUGCUAGACAGAACAUGUCAUGUCACGGAGCUCUGGGAGAAACUGUCUAUCUUCAGCUGAUGAAUACUGCCACAGGGUCUGAACUAAUAUUCAAAAAAGACCCCACUGGUGCAAGUAUAAAGAUAUUCACAAUGAAAAACAACACAGUGAGAAUCCAUGACUCCAUUAAAGCUAGAUCAGAGUUCUUUAUCAACAUCGGAACAUUUAGGAUAUCUAACACAGAAAAGAGUGAUUCUGGUGAAUAUGUCUUAGAAAUAUAUGAUUCAAAUGGAACACAUUUGAGCACCGGAGGAGUACAACUGAUCAUUGGAGGAGAAUCUUAUGGGACUGUCAUAGGCUCACUAGUAGCUGUGGUCCUGGUCCUAACCGUGGUGGUGGGACCUUACUGUAUUCACAAGAGGAGGACACCUUCACAGAUUCCAGUCCCCACAGAUGCUGAUGAGAGUCCAGAACUGGAAUAUGCUGACAUCAAUGUUCUAAAGACGAUGGAGAAACACAGGGAGGUUCCAGAGGAUGUGGAGUAUGGACAGGUUGUAGUAUUGAAGGGUUCCAGACCAACCACAGAGAGAGACAGACCUGAGGGGCGGGAGGAGACUGUGUAUGCUGGAAUACAGCUUGACCAAUGAGAGAGAUUCUUGUGAAGGGUUGAUAUUUAGACAUAACAUUAAAGCUCUGUUGCUUCUUUUGUUACUGUAACUAUUAGUAUCUAACGUUCCCAUAUUUCUGUACAUAUUUACAUGAAAUGUAAAUGAACAUCCCAACAACUAAACUGUAUACACUGGC